UCAGUUAACUCACACUCUAGGAGGAGUAGAAGGAGGGAGGGAGCGUGUUGCAUACAUCAGUGGUGCUGGGACAGGGCAGUGGUACUGAUAUAGUUUGACUGAAGGGACCUCUGGAAGGCAUAAAUAGUUGAGGGAAGUGCUCAGGUCUCGCAGUCCCUCCUAACGACAGCCUAGGCACAGGUGGUGUCCUCCACAGCUCUUCUGUCCUCUACAUUUUUUCCACUUCAACAGUGAAUUCAUCUUCAUCCACAUACUCAUAUUAAAGCAUGGAAAGGGUGAUGAAUGUAUGCACCGCUGGCAGUGUGUUUCCCCGACUAGCCGGUCUGAUACUGACGCUGGCGGGGAGCGUCCAACCUGUGCCGAUGAGCAUGGGCCCGGAGUGCACGACAGACACCACUGCCAAAUACAGCCUGACGUUCACGGGGAUGUGGAGCCAGACCGCCUUUCCUAAACAGUACCCUAUCCACCGCCCCCCUGCCCAGUGGUCCCCUCUCAUUGGGGUAACCCACAGUUCAGACUAUCAUAUCUGGCAGGAAAAUCAGUUUGCCAGCAACGGAGUGAGGGAGUUCUCUGAGAAGGGCGAGGCGUGGACACUGAUGAAGGAGGUGGAGGCAGCUGGGGAACACAUCCAGAGUGUCUACGGGCUGUUCUCUGCUCCAGCUGUGGUCGGGGGAACGGGCCAAAUGACCUCAGAGUUCGAGGUCUUUUCAAGGCACUCUUUCCUAUCCUUGAUAGUGAGAAUAGUGCCUAGUCCAGACUGGUUCCUAGGAGUGGAUAGCUUUAACCUGUGUGAGGGAGACAACUGGAAGGAAAGCGUCACACUGGAGCUAUAUCCCUAUGAUGCUGGCACUGACAGUGGCUUCACCUUCUCAUCUCCCAAUUUUGAGACCAUUCCUCAGGAUAAAGUCACCCAGAUAACAUCAUCUUCUCCAAGCCAUCCAGCUAACUCCUUUUACUACCCCCGUUUGAAGAAUCUUCCACCAAUGGGCAAGGUUACCCUAAAAAAGAUCAAGAGCAACCAGAUCUUCAGCAUGCCCAUUGACCCCACCCAAUUCAACCAGACUGGCAACGAGAUUGGAAAUGAAAUUGACGACUCUUUAAUAAAUUCCACUCCUCUGGACUGUGAGGUGUCUGUAUGGUCACCGUGGGGCCUAUGCCAAGGUAAAUGUGGAGACUCAGGCGUGCGCCACAGAACGCGCUAUAUCCACCUACAACCAGCUAACAAUGGGGUAGUCUGCCCCCCACUGGAAGAAGAAAAUAAAUGCAUCCCUGACAACUGUUUAUGACUGGCUGGUGAGGGUACGAAACAGAGAAGAGGUCAUGCAAGAAGACGAAAGAUGCGUGAGCCAUUUCAACUGAAGCCCAAGCUGUAGAAAUUGACCCUUUUCACACUGGGCUUUCUAGACUAUAUGUACUGGAACUAUAGUGGAGGUUGGUGAAUGAUGAUGGCUCAUAGUAAUGUCUGGAAUCGAAUAGAUAUAAAUGGUAUAUAACCCUUUGGCAACCAUGUGUUUAAUGCUGUAAAAUUUUAUUCCAUCACAGCCAUUAUUAAGUACUUAUGAUAAGGCUGUCAACACAAACAGUUUCCAAAAGCUCAGAGAAAAUGGAUGUCAUGGUGCUUCAAUUGUUCCACUAUUUGCUAUACAACAGAUCGGGGUUCAGAAUUAUUAUUAGAUGCAAUUCAAUUGCAGGUACUGAACACAGUGUGCUAAGUGUUUAAGAACAUUGGUUUUCAUGAUGAUCUCAACUACAGACCGACAAUAUAUUUAUUUGCAGUAUUUUGACCUGGACUGAACACUGUAUCAAGCAGAAGAGAAGUCGACUUGAUUGUAAUUUUUUUUCAAUAUCCAUGAGAAAUUGCUAAAAUGUUCUAGAUUUACCUCCUUUAAAAAAAAAGU
This is a messenger RNA of Esox lucius (northern pike), 1898 nucleotides long. It is a transcript of the gene spon2b, whose product is annotated as spondin 2b, extracellular matrix protein. Gene Ontology annotation, cellular component: extracellular matrix. The record is from RefSeq and is a predicted model, not a curated record. NCBI's taxonomy places the organism in Eukaryota, Metazoa, Chordata, Actinopteri, Esociformes, Esocidae. Bases 267 to 1286 code for a protein of 339 amino acids. Gene Ontology annotation, biological process: cell adhesion. The transcript is spliced from 6 exons.